GACUUCCUCCCCACCCCGCCCUUACCCAAGAUGGCGGCGCCCAGCGACACGUGCGCUUUCAUCUUGACCGUCGCCGGAGUGACCCUCUUCAAGUGCCUCCUCGUCCCUGCCUAUCGUUCCACGGAUUUUGAGGUGCACCGCAAUUGGCUGGCAAUCACGCACAGCCUGCCCAUCUCCAAAUGGUACUAUGAGGACACGUCGGAGUGGACGCUGGACUACCCGCCGCUCUUCGCGUGGCUGGAGCUGGCGCUGUCGCACGCGGCCCGCUGGUUCGACCCGGCCAUGCUGGCGGUGGGCAACGUGGGCUACGCGAGCCCGGCGACCGUGCUCUUCCAGCGCCUGUCCGUCACGGCCACCGACGCGCUGCUCGUCUACGCCGCGUGGGAGUGCAGCCGGUGCGUGCGUGGCAAGGUCAAGGGUCGUCCGGGAGAGCUGACGCUGAGUCCCGGCCUGGGCUUCGCCGCUCUGAUCGUCACCAACGUCGGGCUGCUGCUUGUCGAUCAUAUCCAUUUUCAAUACAACGGUUUCCUCUCCGGCCUGAUGCUGUUGUCCAUUGCCCGCCUGUACCAGGGCAAGGUCUACACGGCCGCCUUCCUCUUCUCCCUGCUGCUCAACUUCAAGCACAUCUACCUGUACCUGGCGCCGGCGUACGGCGUCCACAUGCUGCGCACGUUCUGCUUCACGCGCAGUCGCCCCGACGGGGGUGUGCUCUGGCGAAGUCUGAGUGUGGCCCGCCUGUUGGGGCUGGCCGCGAUCGUCCUCUCCGUGUUCGCCUGCUCCUUCGGCCCGUUCAUUGCCAUGGGCCAGCUGCCGCAGGUGCUGUCGCGCCUCUUCCCGUUCCGGCGGGGCCUCUGCCACGCCUACUGGGCGCCCAACGCGUGGGCGCUCUACAACGCCGCCGACAAGGCGCUCGCCAUCGCCGGCGUCCGUGCGGGGCUCUGGAACGGAAGCUCCGUGGCCACGGCGGCCAUGACAGGAGGGCUGGUGCGCGAGGCCGAACACGCCGUGCUGCCCUCCGUGCCGCCCGGCGCCACCGUCGCCUGCACGCUGCUCGCCACGCUGCCGGCGCUGUGGGCCCUGUGGUCGCGCCCGUGCGGCCCGCGCCACUUUGUGCGCUGCGCUACGCUCUGCGCCCUGGCGGCGUUCCUCUUCGGGUGGCACGUCCACGAGAAGGCCAUCCUCAUCGCCAUCCUCCCGCUCACACUCCUGGCGGUGGAGAGCCGGGAGGACGCGGAGACGUUCCUGAUCUUGGCCACGACGGGCCACCUCUCGCUGUUCCCGCUCAUCUUCACCCUGCCUGAGUUGCCCAUCAAGAUCGGCCUGAUGCUGAUGUACACCAUCUUUAGCUUCUCCACCCUCAGGUCGCUCGUGUGCGGCGCCAGGGAGCGCCUGCUGGGCCCGUGCGCCGCGGGCUACCUGGCCGGCCUGGCCACGCUGGCGCUGCUCGUGGAGGUCGCCUUCCCGCUGUCGCCGUGGCGAAGCGCGCUGCCCUUCCUGCCGCUGCUCGCCACUUCCUGCUACUGCGCCGUGGGCGUCGCCCUCGCCUGGCUCCGCCUCCUGCGCUCGCUGGGCUCCGCCCGCCGCCCCCGCGGCCGAGACGACGACCGGCGGAAGGCGCAGUGACGGCCGGCGGCCAUCGCGGUCGUUCAGACAUCUUUCGACGACCACGAGGAGGAGGAGGAAUUUGCGUUUUACGGACCUCGACCGUUUCCGGUGCCAUCCCCGCGAUCUUGCCCUUGGGGAAGCGCCCCCCGCCCCCAGUGACAGCUGCCCCUGUGCAGCACAAGGCGUACGCAGCACCGGCCUGCAAGAGCGGAUUAGGCUGCCAGUAGUGGUAAUGUACGAGCAGGUUUACAAACUUGGGCCGUGAAGCCUUCUCCGUUCUAAACGAGGGCAUUGGGGAUCUCGAACGACCGCUGCGACGCAGUCGGCGGCCUGACAUUCAUUCGUGAGCGCACCCACGUGCAGUUUUGAACCAGGGUGGCCGCCACCGUCGAAUUGCGAACCUCUGCAAUGAGCGGGGUGGAGGGGGGGGCAGAAGGGCCACAUCGCUGGUCCCGGGAGCGUUUCGGCGGAUUCAGAGGAGCCGUCCUCCCGUGGCCUCGCCCACAAUCAUUUGCAAAAAAAAAUCACGGCUUCGUCCCAAGCUUAAAUAUUCUCUGGCCUCGUAACUGAAUCCGCGACAAUCGGGGCGGAGGGUGGGGCUAGCUAGUAAAGGGGGCGGAGCCUGUGUCAGAAAGGUGUGGGUGGGGGGGGGGGCUGGCGGUGGAGUGGGCGUGGCUAUGUGAACGUGGGCGGGGCCUCGGAGGGUGGGAGGGGCUUCCCAGACGUGUGGCAGCUGCUCUAAGUUACUUUGCGAGCUCUGCCAAGCCGAUCAACCGGUUGGUGCUGGUGACGAAUCUUUUUAUGUCAUGGUGGUCGUAAUGAUACAAGUCGCACGAACGUAGUGCCGCUCGUCAAAGAACCGCGCUUCGAGGACCGUGCCCCAGCGGCAGAGCGAGCUCCUCACAGUCGGAAGGUCGCGAGUUCAAAUCCCGCUUGGGGGGGGGGGUGAACUCGCGAGUUCAUUGUCAAAAUAAAAAAUGAGCAACGCUUUUGUGCAGAAGUCAACGGUAGUUGUCCUAUGGGUGGAUCUGCCCCCGCCAUACGAACGUGGAAUUUCCAUCGCUGGCCGUGCAUCGUGGCAGUAAACGGCAGAGAAGUCCCGAUGCCUCGACCCUUAUCCGAGUGGCGGGAGAUCCGCUCUGACCUGCAGACGCCGUCGUGGGUGUCGUGAAGCUUCACUCGGCACUCCGCCGUCCACCACUCCGGCUCUUCUCGUUAGCCUCGCAGGCCCGCUGCGUUGGGCCUGCUGCGUUGGGCCCGCUGCGUUGGGCCCGCUGCUUCUAUUCCACGUUCUUAUUUCAGCUUUGUCGGCCUACUGUUGGACGUGCCACAGUGAUUCUCUGAAGCAAGGCGCAUUGCAAAUGCAAAUCCUUUUUUUAUUGACUUUAAAACUGUGUUUGAAGUGGUGCUGUUGUUGGUACGUAGUUUGCGUCUUUAAGCGACGUUUACCACGACGCACGUAACGGGAGAGCGACCGCAAGUUUGAACUCGGUGCUCUGUAGGGUUUUUAUAUUUUAUAGUCGGGUUUUGUUUCACUUGAUGGAGUUGUGUGACGCAUGUUUGUUAAACUUCUUUCGCACCGUACGUAGCCAACCGCGCUAAUCCGAGGUGCGGGGGGAGGCAAAGAGCCGAGGUAAAGAAAUUUGUUCUCAAUCUUGAUGAUGUAACUUCCUAAUAUGGGCAGGAAGAGCGUUCCAGACGGCCGCAGAAGCGCAUCUGAAAGCGCCGCCUUCGAUGGCCGAGCCGAAAGGCCGCCGCUGCUGCUGCUGCUGCGAGGAUGACCCGCAGUUUGCGUGACGACGGUUUAAAAUGAAGUAAUCGUCGUCAUCAUCGCCAUCGUCCGCAGCGAUCAUCACUGCACGCGAGCAUGUGAUGCAAGGGUUGGUGGGUCACGGAGAGAUCUGUGAAAGACCAAAAACCUGCUGAGCUCGCAAUUCCAGGAGGUGGCAGUACAGCAAGUGGGUUAAUACAUUUUAUCUGAUUGCGAUCCCCUACUGUGAGCGUGUGCGUCAUUUGCUCCUACUGGUGGUGCUCUGCUUUCUUUCCACAUUCCAAUGGAGUUGGUUAAACAUCACAAAAUGUGUCGAGACUGGGUGUGGAUUUCCUGGAUAAAUAAAGAACAAUGAUGGGGCUACCGAUCUUCAUCGCCACAAUCAUCACAACAACCGCUAUCUUCAUCGCCACAAUCAUUACACCGUGAACGACUCAACUGGGAUUACCGUCCACACACAGCGGCAAUCGUCCCCUGCUGGCCGCAAACUCAUUGCCAGGGACAGCUGCCACUGGGGAUGCCCCUAGGGCUUGACACAGCAGAAGCUAUGACCCAUAAUGACAGGUCAGAUCACUUGUAGAUUAUACUUCCAUCCCCUGGUCUCUGAGUUGUCAGCUGCUUCAAUGCAAUUAGCUUGAACACGAUCUUUUCGUUAAAUCAUAAAAAAUUAUAAUUGGCCAAACAUCCCAAUGUAGCAACACCUCCUACGGAAGCGUCUUUAGACUCGAUGGGUGUUCCUGGCUAAAAUAUCCUGAGUGGCAAGUAACCU
Molecule: messenger RNA, 4145 nt
Organism: Lethenteron reissneri (Far Eastern brook lamprey)
Lineage: Eukaryota; Metazoa; Chordata; Hyperoartia; Petromyzontiformes; Petromyzontidae
Gene: ALG8
Product: ALG8 alpha-1,3-glucosyltransferase
Biological process (GO): protein N-linked glycosylation; dolichol-linked oligosaccharide biosynthetic process
Cellular component (GO): endoplasmic reticulum membrane
Molecular function (GO): dolichyl pyrophosphate Glc1Man9GlcNAc2 alpha-1,3-glucosyltransferase activity
Source: RefSeq, a predicted model, not a curated record